Molecule: messenger RNA, 1381 nt
Organism: Cajanus cajan (pigeon pea)
Lineage: Eukaryota; Viridiplantae; Streptophyta; Magnoliopsida; Fabales; Fabaceae
Product: embryonic stem cell-specific 5-hydroxymethylcytosine-binding protein
Biological process (GO): protein-DNA covalent cross-linking repair
Molecular function (GO): single-stranded DNA binding
Source: RefSeq, a predicted model, not a curated record
AGAAGCUUUUUAUUCCCGCCUUGAAUUCUGGAAGCUCCAUCAGUUGGAGAGAGAAAGAGAGAUGUGUGGGAGAGCACGUUGUUCUCUUAGAGCGGAUGAUGUCCCAAGGGCUUGUCACCGUACCGUUGCCCCAACUCGCACUCUCGAUAUCGACAGGUAUAGGCCAUCAUAUAACGUGUCGCCGGGAUCUGACGUGCCAGUAGUUCGUAGAGAAGAUGUAUCUGAUGGUGAAGGUUAUGUUCUUCAUUGUAUGAAAUGGGGUUUAAUCCCCAGUUUUACAAAGAAAACAGAGAAACCUGAUCACUACAGGAUGUUUAAUGCUCGAUCUGAAUCUAUUGAUGAAAAGGCAUCAUUUCGUCGUCUGCUUCCUAAAAGCAGGUGCCUUGUAGCAGUAGAAGGAUUUUAUGAGUGGAAAAAGGAUGGUUCAAGGAAACAACCUUACUAUAUUCACUUCAAAGAUGGGCGACCACUUGUCUUUGCUGCUCUUUAUGACUCAUGGCAAAAUUCUGAAGGUGAAACAUUAUACACAUUUACUAUUGUUACCACCUCUUCAUCUUCAGCACUUCAGUGGCUUCAUGACAGAAUGCCUGUUAUUUUGGGUAGCAAGGAAUCAACUGAUACCUGGCUAAGCAGUUCUGCUUCCAGUUUUAAGAGUGUGCUGAAGCCAUAUGAAGAAUCUGAUUUGGUGUGGUACCCAGUGACACCUGCAAUGGGCAAGCCAUCAUUUGAUGGACCUGAAUGCAUAAAGGAGCAGAUUCAAGUAAAGUCCGAAGGUAACACUUCAAUCUCUAAGUUCUUUUCAAAAAAGGGAGCUGAAAGUGAAGACACAAAGCCAAAACAGAAAAUAUCAUGUCCCGAAUUAAUCAAGACCGAACAUACAGAAGACCUGAGUGAAGGAGCUAAAUCUGAGGAGGGAGACAAAGACUUAAAAUUCAGUGGUUCUUCCCAUUCUCAAAAUACUUCUAUGCUUCCAAUUAAGCGUGAGUAUGAGACUUUUUCAGCUGAUUCAAAGCCAGCAUUGGCAAAUCAUGAUCAGAUAAGUUCGAACCCAGGAAAGAAAAGAGAAAAGGCAAAGACUGCUGAUGAUAAACAACCAACCUUGUUUUCAUACUUUGGAAAAAAGUAACCACUAAACUAACCUGUUUUGGUAUGCACGAGCAUGAAGAUUGGUAUGUUUUUAUUGGUAUAAAUUACAUAUAUGCAUGUAUUUCCUUAUAGGUGACGUUAUAGUUGUACAUUUGCAAUCUCUGGUCUUGUAGGAAGGUCUCUCUUUAAACUUUGGUUCAUUCAAGAGGAGCUUUAUACAGUAAUGCUUUUUAUAGUACCAGUAUUAUUUUAUGGUUUUGCUGAAUACAAAAUGUGGUCUCAGCAUGUUAAAAUG